Molecule: messenger RNA, 1053 nt
Organism: Spodoptera exigua (beet armyworm)
Lineage: Eukaryota; Metazoa; Arthropoda; Insecta; Lepidoptera; Noctuidae
Source: the annotation of a GenBank genome assembly
GAAAGAGUUUUUAGGUUAUGUUAUAAUAUUUAUCAAAAACUAUAGUUCUAUAGUUUUUUUGUUUGUUUUAAAGCGUUAAUCUCUCAAAUUACUUUGUUGAAUUGAACAAAUUUAAUCUUUUUGUGUUGGAUAGUCCAUUUUUCGAGGAAGACUAUAUAAAACAUCACGCUACGAUCUGUAGGAGCAGCAGGUAGUAGUGUUGUGUCUUGUGUACCUACUCUAAUCUUUGGGAGAAGUUAGUAAAACAUAUUUAUAAUAUUCGUAUCGUUUACAAACAAAGAGUACGUGUGAUUGUGACAAUGACAGAAAAUGAAAUUAUCCGAUGUGGAUGGUUAACAAAAGACCCAAUAUACAUAAAAUAUCACGAUGAAGAAUGGGGCAAACCACAAUUUAAAAACGACGCCUUGUUUGAAAUGUUGUGUUUAGAGGGCCAACAAGCGGGGUUAUCUUGGUUAACAAUAUUGAAGAAGAGAGAAAAUUAUCGAAAGAUAUUUUUUAAUUUUGAUCCUCGCAAAAUUUCAGAAUUAACGGAAAAGGACGUGAAAUUAAUUAUAAAUGAAUCUGGAGUUAUUAGGCAUAAAGGAAAAAUAGAUUCAAUAAUAAACAAUUCUAAAUGUUACUUAAAAAUGGAAAAUGAAGGUGAAGAUUUUUCCAAUUUUAUUUGGAGUUUUGUAAAUAAAAAACCUAUUAUUAACAGUUGGGAAGACCAAACGCAUGUCCCUGCUCAAACACCAGAAUCUGUCGCUUUAUCCAAAGCUUUGAAAAAAAGAGGUUUUAAGUUUGUGGGCUCUAAAAUUUGUUACGCAUUUAUGCAAGCAUGCGGUCUUGUUAAUGAUCACGUUUUAAACUGUGUUUGUUACGAUAAAUACAAAUAAUGAGCUCGUCUCGCAUACAUAGAACCACAGACUUAUAAAGGGUAGGUUUAUACGUGUACGCUAAUAACUUAAGAGCUCUAGCCCUUUCUUGGCAAAUAAAAAUAAUAAAUUUAGAGUAUGCAAAUUUAUUUUAAAAUAAAUCCAGAUAAUAAAUAAUAUUAAUAUCUUUUAAUAGAAA